AUGCCGGUGCAAGAUUCUGUAGACAUGUCGGCCGCCUGGUUGGCCCACGCGCCGCCUCCCCCGCCGCCCAACACCGACGUUCGAAAGCCUCGUCGAAGCUCCUCCUACGAGCCCAUGUCGGCCAAGUCCGCAAGCCAAAUGAACGACACUCACACGCGCGGUGGUUAUCUUCCUCCCAGCUCGCAUUCUCCCGAGCCACCACGUCAACGCAGAACAUCCGUCGAGGAGCUCAGAAGCGCCGCUGCCUCAUCUUCGACGCCGUCCUCGCCGGUCAAGCGUGCGCGGUCCAAGGUCGCUUCUAACCCGGUGCCCCCUGCACCGAGUGCCUUUUACAACUACCAACACCAGCUUCAGCAGCAGCAAAUGCAUCGCCAGAGAGAGCAAUCGGCUCCCACUCCUUCUCAGGCUCCGCAACCCUCAGCACACGAGGUCGCCUAUUCGCAGCCACAGACAUACCCUCAGCCACCGCCGCAAUCCGUCGCCAUGACAUACAGCCACUCGGACGCCGCAUCCGCCCCAGUUCAUCAGGGAUACGCAAGGGAACGUCGUGACAGUGCUCCAGCAUCCACAUUCGCCAACACGCAGCCGCCUUACAAUGCUCCCUAUCCGCCGCAGCACCCUCAACACGUCUCUGCCGCUUCGCCCGUCUAUACCUCGCCCUACGCAACCAUGUCGGGUCCACCAGUGACCGCUCAACCCUAUGCGGCUCCGGCUCCUGGCAGCUACG
Molecule: messenger RNA, 727 nt
Organism: Moesziomyces antarcticus
Lineage: Eukaryota; Fungi; Basidiomycota; Ustilaginomycetes; Ustilaginales; Ustilaginaceae
Exons: 1
Source: RefSeq, a predicted model, not a curated record